AUGCGCAAUCCUCCACCGUCAGAGUGGGCUCGUGAUACGGACGAAGAAGAUCGCGUUGAAAUUGCUAUAAAAAAAUCCGGAUGUUGGGAUCAUCACAUCGCUUGUGUCGAGUGUAUGUCCGAUAAGGAAGAUUGGCGGAAGUGUCAAGAGCCGUUGAAAGCAUUCAAAGAGUGUAUGCAGAAAUAUUAUCAGAGCAGGAAAGAAGAAGAGAAUCUACUGAAAUCACUCGGCACCUCAUCAUCAUCUAAAUAG
Molecule: messenger RNA, 252 nt
Organism: Anisakis simplex (herring worm)
Lineage: Eukaryota; Metazoa; Nematoda; Chromadorea; Rhabditida; Anisakidae
Source: the annotation of a GenBank genome assembly